Messenger RNA from Silurus meridionalis, 988 nucleotides. It is a transcript of the gene sft2d1, whose product is annotated as SFT2 domain containing 1. The transcript is spliced from 8 exons. The record is from RefSeq and is a predicted model, not a curated record. Gene Ontology annotation, cellular component: membrane. Lineage: Eukaryota; Metazoa; Chordata; Actinopteri; Siluriformes; Siluridae. Gene Ontology annotation, biological process: vesicle-mediated transport. The coding region runs from base 86 to 568 and encodes 160 amino acids.
CUUCGCCCCGCCCCGGUAGUUUCUGUGUAUGUGUGGAGUUUGAGGAAGUGGCAGAAUCUUAUUUCAGAGCGAAAGUGGGAGAGACAUGGACAAGCUGCGGCGGGUUUUAAACGGACGGGAGGAUAAUGAGGAGCUCGGGUUGACUUCGCAGAUCCUGGAUGCCUCCACACUCAGUUACAGCACGAGGAUCAAAUGGUUCAUCAUAUGCUUCUCCGCCGGGAUCCUUUGCUCCAUACUGGGCACGGCGCUCCUAUUCCUGCCCAAUGGACUGGGGCUGUUCGCAGUCUUUUACACCUUAGGAAACGUUGCCGCACUAUCCAGCACCUGUUUCCUGAUGGGUCCAUUGAAGCAGCUGAAGCGCAUGUUUGAGCCGAACAGACUCAUAGCCACUUGUGUCAUGCUGCUGUGCCUUGCCCUGACCUUAUGUGCAGUCUUUUGGUGGAAGAAAAAGGGGCUGGCUAUCAUCUUCUGCAUUUUACAGUUCUUAGCUAUGACCUGGUACAGCAUCUCGUACAUUCCUUUUGCACGGGACGCAGUCAUUAAGUGCUUCACUUCCUGUUUGGGCUAAAGCUGUUUCUCUCCACAAGCCAUGUCCGGCUAUAAACACCCAAAUUCUGUGCUCAGAUUAUACAUAGUAAAUAUGUAAGAUAUUUUAUUGCAAAGAUUUUCAUUUCAUUUUGUCCUAAUAUAAGCCAGCAUAUUUUAUAUUUUGAAAUGUAUCCUGGGGGAUUUCACAUUUAACUAUUCACUAUUUUCAUUAACAUAUAUGAAAGAUUUUUCUUGUCUGUCUGUAAACUGUGAUUUGAAAGAAACCCUAAAUGAAUACAUAUGUGUGUUGUAAUGAGUGACUGCUGCACAAAAAUUCAACUUAUUCCAAUUCAAAUUUUUGCAUUAAAUGCAGCAAUUUGUAUUUUUCACACCAAAAACCAUUAAGCAUUACUACACUGUCUAAAACUGCACUUCUUGUAAUAAACACAAAUAUUAUUGA